Tarenaya hassleriana is the source of this 1534-nucleotide messenger RNA. RefSeq names its product mitochondrial substrate carrier family protein B. Gene Ontology annotation, biological process: transmembrane transport. NCBI's taxonomy places the organism in Eukaryota, Viridiplantae, Streptophyta, Magnoliopsida, Brassicales, Cleomaceae. The transcript has 7 exons. Bases 198 to 1292 code for a protein of 364 amino acids. The record is from RefSeq and is a predicted model, not a curated record.
UUUUUUAUUUACAAAAUUACCCUUCUUCUUCUCUUUCCAGUUUUAGGGUUUCUCAAGGGUUUUCCCUCUCCUUGACAAUUUCUCCCAUUUCACUCGUAUUUCUCUCAGCUAAUUCGUUCUUUUUGUCGGCUAAAUUGACGUGAAUUCGGAUCUCAAGUGCUCCGAUCGACGGAGAUUCAACUCAAGAUCUCAUAGAGAUGAACUUGGAGGCAAGAGUCGGUGUGGUUAUGGAAGGAGGACAGAGGGCUCUUAAUUCCGCGGCUACCACCGCCGCCUCGCAUGGAGGCGCUGUGGAUGCCGGAGCAAGGAAGUUAUUGCAGCAACAUCAGCAGGUGCAGCCGCAGAGCCAUCACCACAGUAAUAAACAGUCGUUGAAUCAGCAACAGUCUCAUAUCGGCACCUUUGAGCAUCUUCUCGCCGGGGGUAUUGCCGGUGCCUUUAGCAAGACCUGUACCGCGCCUCUCGCUCGCCUCACCAUUUUGUUUCAGUUGCAAGGUAUGCAAUCAGAAGCCGCAGUGUUAAGCAAACCGAGCAUAUGGCGUGAGGCUUCUCGUAUUAUCAACGAAGAAGGUUUUAGAGCCUUUUGGAAAGGAAACCUGGUUACUGUAGCUCACCGGCUUCCAUAUUCUGCAGUGAACUUCUAUGCAUAUGAAAGAUACAAGAAUUUGUUGCACUCAAUUCCAGCCUUGGGGAGUUAUAAAGGAAAUGCGAGCCUAGACCUUUUUGUGCACUUUGUAGGUGGUGGGUUGGCUGGAAUAACUGCUGCCUCAGCUACUUACCCUCUUGAUCUUGUGAGGACACGCCUUGCUGCACAGAGGAAUUCAAUGUAUUAUCGAGGUAUCGGGCAUGCAUUCAGUACCAUUUGCAGAGAAGAGGGAAUGUUGGGUCUGUAUAAAGGACUUGGUGCUACAUUGUUGGGUGUCGGACCAAGCCUUGCAAUAAGCUUCUCUGCGUAUGAGUCUCUGAAAUCAUUUUGGCUAUCUCAAAGGCCUAACGAUUCACAAGUCAUGGUCAGUCUUGGUUGUGGCAGUCUCUCCGGAAUAGCCUCUUCGACAGUGACAUUCCCGCUGGACCUCGUGAGAAGAAGAAUGCAGUUAGAAGGGGCGGGUGGACGAGCAAGAGUGUAUAACACGGGGAUCUUAGGAACACUCAGACACAUAUGCAAGACAGAAGGCCUCCGAGGUUUGUACAGGGGGAUCUUGCCCGAAUACUACAAAGUGGUUCCCGGUGUAGGCAUCGCCUUCAUGACUUACGAGACGUUGAAGAUUCUCUUAUCACCGACCCCUUGUUGAGUUCAAGUUGCUUGUAGAGGUAGAUGAAGGAAGAAUUGUGAGCUCUCGUAGUGAUCUUGGUGGUAAAUUUUACUGUUACUGCCGUGAAAAGAUUAAAAAGUUUUCAGUGUAUAGGUUUUUUUUAGUUGCGUUUAGGUGUUUUCAACAAUUUUCCAGGCAUCAUUUUACAUUGGGUUUCUCCAUGAGCAUUUUCCUGAUAUAACACAAUUUUGGUUUUGCUUUUAGGCUUUCCGAUUCAUGAA